Molecule: messenger RNA, 2477 nt
Organism: Canariomyces notabilis
Lineage: Eukaryota; Fungi; Ascomycota; Sordariomycetes; Sordariales; Chaetomiaceae
Exons: 5
Coding region: 444-2165 (573 amino acids)
Source: RefSeq, a predicted model, not a curated record
CUCAGCCGUUUCCUGGACCCUUGACUUGUGUAAGCUCAACCUUGUGCUUGUUCACCCAAGCACCAGCUUCCAUCUCGCCCCGCCGUCUAGGAGACAGCCAUCUAUACCUUGGCUCCCUCAGUCCACAUAGAUAAGUAUCCUCAACGUCCGGAGUCGAUCUGACUGGAAUCCCGUCCCUCCGCGUCUGGCUCGCUCAAACGUUCCGACCCACCCCAACUCUGAGCUGGUGCUCGCCGGUAGCCAUCACACUAGGAUAUCGUCUCCAGUUCCCCACUUGUGUGUUGACACACGUCUUCCGAGAACCCAAAGAUCAUUUUACGAGGGCACUCUACAGCUUAUCUCUCCUUCAGCCCUACUAGAUUGCUUUCUGGCUUCAUACAGCACACGCCUAGACCCGUCUGUAUACCAGUAUAUAUAUCACCAGCCUCUAGCCAGCCGGAGCCAUGGUGAACGUCUGGGGUGCCAGUUGUCGCUCCUUGUAUCAGAGCCCGCAAUGGGAAGGGAACAGACCUGUCACCGACCAAUCUCCGAUCGAUAACAGUCCCUUGACUGCGGAACCUGCAAGAGACUCUCCUCCAUCAGUAGGCGAUACCGCCCUGACCGUCGCCAGGGCUUUACGAGAGCAGUGUCAUAUCGACUACGAAGGCUUCUUCCUUGCCGUGACUCUGAAGAACGGCCAAGUUGCCUGUUUCUCCGGCCCCGAUCCCCUGACGGAUGAACAGAUCCGCGGCAUGUUUCGGAGGGAUCGAUUUCUUCAGUACCAGCACGGAAUAAUGCCAAGGGACGACGGUGUCUUCAAUGAAACUGCCCGUGGGGGGUAUUCCGAGGGCUAUGGUGACGGUCGACUCGAGGACCACUGGGUGCCAACCUCCAGACGUAGAAGGCGGCAAAGAGGAAGCGCGUUGCGACGGGAAUUGGAUGACGAUAGGCCGCCCGUUGUCGCUGCGCCUAAGGUGCCUCUCAGGAUCGGAGAUUCAGAAGCGCUAUGGAACUUUUACGACCACCGCUUCAGGUGCAUUCAGCAAACAACUUGCAAGCAUAUCGGCAAAGCAUUUGUGAAGGCAAUCGCGCCGAGGAAGCAGGCCAACAACCCUUACACCAGAGGCGAUGCUACUGCUCCCGGUUGGUGGCCGAAGCCUUGGGGUCCCGGCGAGAAGGACAGGGUCCGGCACAUCGAGCCAGACCACCUCUUGAAGCCAGAGCGAAUUCAUCUCCUUGUCCACAUCCUGAAGUUAGUAGUCGAGCCUCUCGAGUUGCAGCAUCCGGAUAUCCAGAAGGCAGACAUCAAUGUUGCUAAACUGGAAUGCAUUACGAUGGAGCAACUCUCCACUUGGUUUGCCGACAAGAACACCAACAACGCAAGAAAAAAGCCAAUCCUCCAGGAAGUCUUCAAAGUUGCCAAGAUGGAAGAAAAGUACAAGAGGGACGAGCUAGAUGCAAAUACCAUAAUCUAUGUCAUGGCGGACGAUAUGGUGCAGAACUACUGUCCCUCUGACGACGAAGAUGAUGAUGACAACGUCGGCUUCCCCGCCCGACUGAAAGCAGAGAGCGAACGAAAGAGCUCUGGCUCUGAUACCUCCAGUGUGCCGCCUACAAACACCGCCACCCCUCACAACCUGCUCCCAUCACUAAACAGCAGUCAUGCUCUGAAUCCUACUACUCUUCAGGCUGCAUCAUACAUGGGGACUCUCUCAAUCCGCGAUAGCCAGUACGGCACGACCGCCAUGAUGCCACCAGACCAUUAUCAAUAUGCCGACGGCGGAAACAUGACGAACGGCGGACAGGCAACCUCGCUGCAAGCUCACGCUACCGCUCUGCACAUGCAUGACGUGCUAUCCGGCCCGCAGGAACCCGGCCGUCGGUCAUCCAUUCUCAACACGCCUUCCGACUUUUCCAGCCUCUCCCCAUCUGGCAUGUAUCCUGCCAACGUUGGUUGGCAGCCACAGCAGCCUCAGAGCGCGUCGACCGCACCGCCCCCCUCGGCCAUGUACGCCGUGACUGCGCAAGCGGCACAUCAUGCUCAAACGCCCCUUCCCCUCCCCCCAUUGCAGCAGCAGGAACAACAGUAUGGGCCCCAAGGAUUUGAUCCAUUACCUCACUCUCAACAUGAUCUUUUUAGAGGCAGCGGGAUGUCACAAAGCCGGGAUGUCUGCAUGUCAUAUUGAUGAGGCGUGUCGAGUAAUGUGUUUCCGGCCCAGCCCCCAGUUCACCAAAUGAGUGACACUGAAAUAGUGCUAUGAGACCCGGAUGCGCUGUAGGAGUUUAAAUGGGCAUCUCUCCUUUCUCUGUAUCGAUUUUAUUGCAUAUCUAUUUCCUGCGGUUUCCUCACGCUCUGAUAACUGCGUCUAGGGCGGCAACUUGGCCUUGCUCUUGCAGGCAGGGGAGAAGGAAAGACAAAAGCGAUAUACCCAUGGGUCUUGAUCUUUUUGGCCGAGGCAGUUUUUAAAGCAACCGGACAAGCAAUAAUUGGGAGACUU